UUUUAAAAAAAACGAAAAAAGGCAAUUAAAUAAUAAAAACGAAAAAAUCCAACAUUAUUUCACAUAAGAAGAAGUAUUUGCCUAUUCUGAGCAUAUAAAUCACUAUUUAAAAGAUGAUGAAGACCUAAAAAGCAUAUUACCAAUAAAUCCUAAUAGUGAGGAGUUAUUCGAAAAGGUAGGAAAUGGCAUUUUAUUAUGUAAAUUAAUAAAUAUUACACAACCAGGUGCAUUAGAUGUGACUAAAAUAAAUACUAAGAACCCUAAUAUAUUUAAGAUAAACGAAAACUUGAACAUGGCAAUUAGUAGUGCUCAAAAAAUAGGAUGUGUAUGUAUUAAUAUUCAUAAUUAGAGUAUUAUGGAGAAAUCCGAACAUAUUAUUUUGGGAUUAUUAUGGUAGAUUGUUAAAAUUUAAUUAUUAGGAAUUACUGAUGUGAAGAAAAAUCCUGAUAUUUUUAAACUAAAAGGAGAAAACGAAGACGAAAAUACGUUUUCUUAAUUGCCAAAAGAAAGCCUGAUUAUAAGAUGGUUUAAUUUUCAUCUUUCUCAUGUGGAACCUGCUAGAAAAAUAGCGAAUUUGGAACAUGAUUUAUAAGAUGGAAUUUAGUAUAUGUAUCUUUUGAAUUAAUUGAAUAGAAAAAAAUGCCCUAUAGUGAUGUUGGAAGAAGAUUAGAAAAAUGAAAGGCUAGCUAAGGUUAUUGAGUAUUCAAAGAAAUUAGGAGUACCGAACUGUAUUAGGUAUUAAGAUAUUCUACAUGCCAAUUAAAAGUCGAAUUUAAUAUUUUGUGCACAUCUAUUGAACGUUUGUUCAGGGUUAAAUGGAGAACAGGAAGAUGGGCAAGACGAAGAAUUGGAAGAUUUGGUUGAGUUUUUAAACAGUUUUGGAGUUAAUUAAGGAUUGGUUAAUGGGGUAGAUGAGAUUAGUGAGGAAAUUAAAAACGGAAAGCUUUUGAAAAAAAUCUAAGAUUUGGAAGAAGAAAAGGAUAAUGAAUAAUAGUAGGAAGGAUAGAAUUAAUAAUAAGAAUUAAAUGAAUAAAAGGUCGGAUAAAAUUAUUAAAAGAAUAAUGAAUAAUAAAAUAUAAAGGAAGCUAUAUAAUUAAUAAAAAAACAAUGUUUAAAAAGACUAAAGAAAUAUGUAAAUGACCCUUAUUUAAAGAAAUUAAAAAAGGAAGGAGAAAGUAUAGAAGAAUUCUAAAAAAUUCCAGAGGAAAAGCUUUUAUUAAGAUGGGUUAAUUAUCAUAUAUAAAAAAGUGAAAAGGAAAAAAAAAUAACUAAUUUUUCGACUGAUUUUGAAAAUGGAAAUGUUUAUUUAAAACUUUUGGAUGAAAUUACUGGAAGAAAGGGAAUUUCGGGAGGUGAGAAUAGGAUAGAAAAUCAAAAAGAAAUCACUUAAAUUAUCCACGAAUAUUUUCCGGUAUUAAAAAGUGUAAUAUGUCCUAUUUAAAUUAGUAAAAAUGAGGAUUUAAAUACUAUUUUUUGCGCAUAAUUAUAUGAGGCAAGUUAAGGGAAUUUAUGGUAAGAAGAAUUAGAUGUUUUUUGAAAUAUAUAAAUUAAUUUUAAAUAGAAAAAGAAAGAAUUACUAAGGAAUAAUUAAUGGAAAAUAAAGAGUAAAUAAUAAACGAAUAUUUAUUAAAUAAAGAAGAACAAUUGUAAGUAAAUGAGGAAAGUAUAAUUUAUAAAAAAGUAGAUUUUAUAUGGGAAAAAGGAAUAAAAAAACAUAUAUAAAUGUAAGUUUAAAAUAUGGAAAUUUUAAUAAAUUGGGUUAAUUUUCAUUAUGGAAGAUAAAAAAUAGAUAAAAUUGAAAAUUUCAAUUAUUUAGAAUUUUCGGGUUUAUUUAAUUAAUUAUUAUAGGAAAAUAAUAAAUAGGAAUUUUUAUAUGAAUCGUAUUAAAAAAUAUUAGAAAAAAUGAAAAUUAAUCAAAUUAUUUAAUUUGAAUAAUUAAUUUAAUAAAAUGAGAUUUUUAAUUUUAUUUUUAUU
Molecule: messenger RNA, 1974 nt
Organism: Ichthyophthirius multifiliis
Lineage: Eukaryota; Ciliophora; Oligohymenophorea; Hymenostomatida
Exons: 1
Biological process (GO): actin filament network formation; actin filament bundle assembly
Cellular component (GO): actin filament bundle; actin filament; cytoplasm
Molecular function (GO): actin filament binding
Source: RefSeq, a predicted model, not a curated record